Molecule: messenger RNA, 1034 nt
Organism: Jatropha curcas
Lineage: Eukaryota; Viridiplantae; Streptophyta; Magnoliopsida; Malpighiales; Euphorbiaceae
Source: RefSeq, a predicted model, not a curated record
CAAGGCCAAGGUUAUAAAAGAAGGGGAGCUUCCGUUACUGUAGGUUCAUAACUACUAUAAGCAUAUCUUUCCAUGUUAAACUGUACUCAACGGGUGGUGACGUGGUGGUUGAAAAAAACUGAAAUCACAACGACCCACGUGGGUAACGCCUGUUUAUAGACGGCCACGCAACACCAUUUGUCUCUCCGGGCAGAUAGAAAUAUAGAUAAGCUAAUUUUUUUGAGAGAGAGAGAGAGAGAGAGAGAGCGAUGAUUUGGGUUCUUUAAUGUUCGGGUUGAUCGGUCGUUAGGCUUAACUUAUUGACUUUAUUAUGAUAGGAUUUGGACUUUGGAGGGUUGCCAAAAGCCGGAGGGGCCCAUUGGAGGGUUGCCAAAAGCUGGAUGGGCCCAUUUAUACUAAUUGCAAUAGUCAAAAGAUUUGGAUCAUGGAUUGCAUAGUUAUAUUGGGCCUGACAUUCAGUUCUAGCGGAAGUUCUCAGCUGACUCAGCGGAGAGGAUAUCAUCCCCAUUUCCCCUUCUAUCGUUUUCCUCCUGGAUUCGCGAGUAACAAAUUGCUCCUUCGUCUAUAGUUCUCUCAAUGAAAAAAAAGACCAUGGCUUUGAGCUUUGAAGAAUCGAAUGUGGUGCAUUCGUUGCUAACAUCGGAGCAACGACCAAUGGACGAAAUUGUGUCGGAAUUCACCUCGAAAUUUGGCCGCGCUCGCUUUUUCUCUGUCUGCAACUCUCUCUUACUGCUCUUAGAGGAUAACAAGAUGCUCAAGUCUACUGAACGUUUAAUUGCAUUUGCUAUUCUUCACCAGGCUUAUUCCUCUCAACCAACAUCCAUGAACCCAUUCAUAUCUUAUAUUGUAAAUAGAUUUAACUUCUAUGUAUGCUUUUGUCAAGAAUCGAUGGUUUUUCAGGACACAAUAUUGAAGAAUUGACAUUUUCUUUUUUGGCCGACAAUUGAGGCUUAUACAUCAAAUUUAGGGCAUAUCGUCAAUAUUGUACAAUACUUUGUCAUGUUGAAAUAAAAUAGCUUCUGUUACAAUAUUUA